AUGGUUAGAAGAGGGAUUGUACCUCCUGUGAAAGGAAUAGGUGCAGGGGCCAAGGGUGGGGCCGCCGACAUACCUUCCACCAACGGUGUAACAGGAGGAGGAUAUCCGAGACCAAUUACGCCAGGCUCAGCGACACCAGACUCUGAUGUACCGCGGCUAGGACAGGGAGGCGAUGAUAUUGGCACAUACAAACCACCCGUCACCGGUGCCGGUGACACGUUGUCAUCGCCAAAUCAAUCCGGCAGCGGCACGGCAAGCUCAUCGACGAAUCCGUGUGCGCGAAACAAGGACAGCUGCGAUGCCAUCAAAGACGUCGCGGAAGAACUCGUCGGGCAGAUCAUAGACGCCAUCGGAGACGCGGCCGGGCCAGAGAGCUCGUCUGGGGUUUCGGACGCAGCGACACCGUCAACGAGCCUGAGCGUCGUCACCCCGUCUCCGACACCGAUGCCGAACCUCAACACGUCCAUGUGGAUGGAUCUAUCCGACUACGAAGCGCUGUUCACAGAAGACGAAUACAGCAUGCUGAAGGACGACCCGCUCUGCUUCUACGCCAACUUCGGGCGCCUCUACGAAAACUACGCCAACGAAUCUACUGCGUCGAAACCAACUGCGUCGGUCACAGGAGCCGCACCGCCAGUCAAGCGCACCGCUAAGGUGAGGCCAAGAGGCGCGGACUCGGACCUAGGAUACAACUACGCGGGUGGUGACCCCGGCACGUCGGCGGCAGACGCUAGCCAAGACUCCGACGACGAGGAGGCCGCCAGCACGCUGUACCUCAGCUACCUUCCCGACCAGCUGCGGCUUGUAUAUACGGCGACACCAACAUCCUUGACGGUGACUGCCACGGCGACAACGACUUGUUCGGGGCUCAGCGACCUGGGCAUCGAGAGUUUCGCGACGCCGUACGUCGUCUUUGGCUAUCGGGAGGAAUACUCGGCGAUCGAGACCGAGAGCGCGAGCUCGAGCAGCGUGGUGAGCGGUGUCUCAGGGAAUGGGGCAGUGCCUUGGUCUGGGAUGGUGAUGUUGGGUCUAUUGUGGUUUGCGAAAAUGUUUUGA
Diaporthe amygdali is the source of this 1056-nucleotide messenger RNA. RefSeq lists its product as uncharacterized. The record is from RefSeq and is a predicted model, not a curated record. The coding region runs from base 1 to 1056 and encodes 351 amino acids. NCBI's taxonomy places the organism in Eukaryota, Fungi, Ascomycota, Sordariomycetes, Diaporthales, Diaporthaceae. The transcript has a single exon.